AUGGCUUUAGUAGGAGUUAGAGCUUCAUACCACAGGAUUCUUUACCAGAUAGAGCUUCUACUACCUGCUAAACUGAGACCCAUUUACAACCAUCCUGCAGGUCCAAAGACAGUUUUCUUCUGGGCACCAGUGUGUAAGUGGGGUCUGGUUUUUGCGGGUCUGGCUGAUAGGACCCGACCAGCUGAUAAACUGAGUCUCUCUCAGUCUGGAGUACUCAUGACUACAGGUGUUAUUUGGUCCAGAUGGUCCCUGGUCAUCAUUCCCAAGAAUUGGUUUCUGUUUUGUUGCAAGUGUUUUCUUGGUGCGUCAGGAGCCACCCAACUCUUUAGAAUCUGGAUGUACCAACAGGAAGUAAAGAAGCAACAAGAAGCAGAGGCUGCUGAACUUAAAGUAAAGCAGUUAGCAGAGGCCCAUCCAUUGUUGGAUUAUUUAGAACUAGCGACACUAACUAACUAGUGGAUCUGAUUAACUUGAUUAAAUGCAAUUUCAUCUUUGAGGACUUCAACCACCACAGAAUCUUCCAAGUCAAUAACACCCCUCCCUCUGCAAAGCACAAUUCAUGCUGUUAAUAAGUAUGAGGUGAUGAUGUGAGGAUGACAGCACGUCUGCGUGAGGAUGAUGGUAAAAGAUUAGUAAAAGGUAAGAUUAGGCAUGGAAACAUAAACAUUUACAAAUUCACACAACACUUUAAAGAUGGUGAAUGUUUGAGUCUGAUGAUGGUUAAUGUUGUCUUUUUCAACGGU
This is a messenger RNA of Salmo salar (Atlantic salmon), 743 nucleotides long. The record is from RefSeq and is a predicted model, not a curated record. NCBI's taxonomy places the organism in Eukaryota, Metazoa, Chordata, Actinopteri, Salmoniformes, Salmonidae.